Messenger RNA from Sycon ciliatum, 2814 nucleotides. Its product is annotated as bone morphogenetic protein 2-like. The coding region runs from base 777 to 1928 and encodes 383 amino acids. Gene Ontology annotation, cellular component: extracellular region. Gene Ontology annotation, molecular function: growth factor activity; cytokine activity. The record is from RefSeq and is a predicted model, not a curated record. The transcript has 2 exons. NCBI's taxonomy places the organism in Eukaryota, Metazoa, Porifera, Calcarea, Leucosolenida, Sycettidae.
GCGAUGCCCCCUCCCGUCUGGGAUGUGUUGCAAGUCAGGCUUUGACCAGGUACAGAGGUUGGACCUAGCUGGGCACGAGUACAUUGUUCCAGUAUAAAGAAGAUCACUUGUGAUACAGGGCUUUGGGCCAUAAGCUAAGAUGGCCUUGUCGCUUCAGUUGCUUUCUCUUCAAAGACCCCGAGUAAGUGUGCUCAGGGCCUCCUCGGGCCUGGAGAGAAAAUCACUUGGUGCUCCGAUGCAAGAAUUGUUCUCGAGCUUCUCGCAUUUUUUAGUCUGAGGCACACCACUCAGCAGUGUGUACAGGUAGAUCUACUGAGCGAAGCCACUGCAUAAGAGACCUACAUAGUCAUUGAAUCCUGACCGCCGCUGGAUUCCUCGAUCCUGGACCUUGGACCGACCAAGUGUGCCAGGAAGGUGACGGUUUUUACGCCACCGCAUUCCCGGUGACCUCGUAGCCAUACCGAUUACCGUGUACCAUUGUGUACCAGCCAAGCACAGCGCCUCGCAGUAGAUCUUCGCACUCCAGCAUAUUUAGGCGCUUGGUACGGAAAGAAUAAGAAAGAAGUAGCCUUUACGCCAAGGAGGACAACAUCGAGCAAUUCUUCUUUUUCUUUUUCGACUGUCCCAGCACAUGUACACACGGCCUUGUGUUCGUGCUCGUGGAAACAGAUUUUACGAGCGGGACUGGUGAGGGCACCAUUGGAACAAACUGGUGCUUACGCGUGUGAAAGACUUGCCGGAGAUAGCAAAUUUGGUCGGACCUGGAGUGCCGUGCAAUGGUCUCGGAAAGCAUCGCCCGAGGUCUAGUGCCUCUAGUAUUAUGUGCUUUGCUUGGCAGUUUCGUCACGGCCAGUGAUGGUAGCGACAAGUGGUCACCGCUCCGUUCGUCGGACACUUCUCGACGCAUGACGACAAACAUCGUGGGAGUACCGAGUGUGGCUCAAAUCAUGAGCCUCCUGAAGAUGUCAGAGACCAUGUACGAACCCCACGGAGAUACACACCAGCAAAGAAGACGACGACGGAACAAUCAACAAGGGGAUUUGCCCGGUAGUGAUUUGAAACCCAGGACCGGAUAUCGCGUGGCAUCAUUCAGCGAAUCACUGCCACCUGGAUUCGGCGAAGCUUCAAACUCUAGCAACAAGAUGGGAUGCUACUAUUUCAAUGUGAGCGCAGGGAUACCAUCACACGCACGUGUACACUAUGCCGUGCUGACGAUAUUCAGGCGCUGCAAGAGUGGAUCAUCCACUGCAAGUGGUGUCAAUGUGUCGCUUGUACCCGAUAGCAAUGCAUCGCCGGCAAGCCAGUUGCAUGACUCGGUCAACAUGAACUGCGAGGGACGCAACGGCGGAGACUGGCUUCGCAUCAUUGUCACUCCGUUUGUCCAACGGUGGCUGAUCGAUGACGACCAUCGUAGCAUCUGCUUGCUCUCACCUCAAGCCGAGCGUACUCCGCGUAUGGCACUGUUCUCGCUACAGGGCGGUAACUUGAAAGCUGGGAAGAACCGCAACGCUAGUUUGACUGUUAUCUAUGAGCUUCAGGUCCUUGGAGACCAGCCCACAUGCACGCCUGCAACAGAGUAUGAGAGCACGUCGAAGGACAAUGCCCGUCAAACAUGCUGCAGGAAACCGUACUACAUUGACUUCAGCACCACUCGCUGGCGGGACAACAUCUUAUUUCCAAGUGGCUAUGAUGCAUAUGCGUGCCAUGGCUGGUGUCCCCGGGAGUCACCACCUGCAUCCAGUCAGCUGCAGUUUAAUGACAGAAUGGCAAGAUGGUUUGCGUUGGUGCACCGGCAGUGUGAGCCUACACGAUUCACAUCGGUAAUGAUGAUGAUACGGACUGACCAAGACCGCCUGGCACUGGAAACAAUACCCAAUGCUGUUGUUCUGUCCUGCGGCUGUGCUGCCAAGUACAGAUUAGCAUCAUGACCGCCUCUUCUUCUCUGCUGGCACAGUAAGUGCUUCACACUCUGAGUCUUUCUUUCCAUCCACGUGAUGCGCUCUUUGCAGCACCUGCCACCUUGCAGCCACAAUUUAUUGUCAGCUGCUGAAGUGAUGGUCUGAUGAGGUUGGUGCUAUAUCUGUACCCAUGACAUGCAGGGCAGGUGUGCAAGGAUUGUUGCAAUGUUACAGGGCCUGUGUACAUUGAACUUGAGUACAAGUAUUCUCCACCACCAAACUGUGUUACUCCCACAUCCGGCUCCACCGUGACUGCAGCAAAUGUUGCAAAUGACCUACCCUCACCACGCAGCCUUCACAGUUGCAGCAUUAUUACAUGGCAAAGACUCAGAAAAGCUGUGAUCACCUGUGACUUGAACUUUGUAAAUAAUUGAAGUGUUGUCAUAAUGUUGAGAUGCACAUAACUAAAAAGUAUAUGCAAAGAGAGACAGACAGACAGAGAGACAGGCACACAGACACGCAAGUUGAUGAUGAUAUGCCCCAUUACUCCAGCUAUGUGCCAUGUAUGCGUGUUAGCCAAAAUGAUGCUUUUCAGAAAUAUCUGUAACUUUUCUUCUUCGAUAUGUUACUCCUUACAUGUCACAGCUGUGCUGUUAGAUACUUGAGUAUGUGGCAAUGUCUACACACGCUCGGUAUCCCUGGCGCCGGUGCAGCCACCCUUGUACACACGUGCUGCUUAGUAGCUUAUUUUACUUGACCAUCUUUAUUCUUUAUUCUUUAUCCUAUGCAUACUGCAGUAAUUCCUUUGCGGAUCCAGUACACGCAGCCUGCAGCUGCUGCCGCUGCAGUAUCAUUGGAAUGAUCGUGCACUGCCCGUCACAAGAUCUGCGUGAUGAGCUGUGCCGCUAUGCAUUGA